UAUCAUCCUCAAGUUAUGUCUCCUCCAUUUCAACAACAACAGCCACAACAACAUAUUGUUCAUGUCCUAGAUUCUCCACAUAAUCAACAACUUGGUAAUAAUAAUGGUGGGCAAGAAGACCGUCCUCUACCUCCAAUUAUAUCCAGAAUUCCAAAUCCUCGACUUAAUGCGCAACAAUUUGUGGAUUCCGUUAUUGGUCAAAAUUUGACUUCUGUUCCUUCUGCAACUGAAAACCAUCCCCCUCAACAUUAUCAAAAUUCUGGUGUGACCCCCCUCGAGCAUUUGGUAGAAAUGACAAGUGCUUCUACUAUGCCUCAACAGACAUCUAGUAGAAAUUUUGAGAAUUUGCCGGCACAUAUUUCCCAUAAACAAUCGACAUCUUCAGCUAUUCCAGAAAUUGUUGAUUUACUGGAUGAUGAAGAGGAAGAAGGACAAAAUAAAAAUAAUUCUUCUUGUCAAGAAUUAGAAGCUUCAAUAAAUCGUUUAAUAACAGUCCCUAUAGCUACUGAUAUAAUUAUUAAUUCUGAAAAAAUUGAAAAAAUUAAUGAUAAUUUAAAUUUGCUUCAACAACAAGAUUCUGCUAUACAACAAUUACAGCAACAACAACAACAAAAUAGUAAUAAUAGCCCUCAUUUAUUAAAAGCUUUGCGUCAGAAUAAACCGCAAAGCGCUGCUGCAGAUUCUACUGUUUCUUUUGCUGGAAAUAAUUCGACUGAAUCUCCUUCUACUGUCGCUCCAAUAAAUACAAAUUCUGGUACUAAACGAAAACCAGCAUCAAUAAAUAUCGAUGAUGGGGAACAACAAAAACAGAAACGGAUAGCCAAAGAAAUUAAUAAUAAAAUUUUAAAUUUAAAUAAUAAUGAAGAAAAAAGGCCUGUAAAUAUUUCUCCUCCGGCCGAUUUAAUUACUACAACAACAGAAGAAAAUGGGGAAGGGGGAGGAGGAGAAGAUUUUGAUAAUAAAGAAGAGAAUAAUGAUGAACAAAAAUUAGGCAAACUUAAAACUUCGAGAAAAUCAGAAACUCCGAAUAGCCUCGAUUUACGUGUAUUUAGUUCUCCGGAAGAACAAAAUGCUGAGGAGGUUGCUACUCAACAUGAAAAAAUGAAUGAAAAAAUUUCAAUAAAUUCAAAAACUGGGAAAAUUUCAACAAUUAACCCUUUAACUAGUAAUAAUGAAGAAGCAUCCUGUAGUAAUAAUAAAAAAUCUGAAGGAAAAAAUUCUGAAAAUGUUGGAAAUAAUAAUAAAACGGAAGAAAGUCGUAAUGCUACAAGUGAUGAUUUUUGGGAUGAUUAUUGUUAUGUAUGUUCUCAAGGUUGUGAUGAAACUACUGGAUCUCUUGGUUGUUGUGAAUCUUGUCCACGUGUCUUUCAUUCUCAUUGUCAUGUUCCACGAAUUAAGGGCUAUAUGGAGGAUUUACCUGAUGAUUGGCGUUGUUCUGUCUGUGUGGAAUGCGAACCUUUGACUGUUCAAACCCAAGAAUUUGGUUAUAGGGAACAAUUGCUCUGUGCAAAAGUCUUUUUGGCCUGUUUUGAAGAUAACAGUCAAGUAGAAUUAUUUGUUAAUCAAGUACCACAAUCCGAAACAGAUUAUCAUUCUGUUAUUAAUCACCCAAUAUGGCUACAAAGAAUUGGGGAAAAAAUUAAUUUUAAAUCUUAUACAAAUGUUUCCAAAUUUUUGGAUGAUAUGAAUUUGUUAUUUCAGAAUUUUUCUACCUUUAAUUCGCCUAGCGAUCCAUUAGCUACAAAAGGUAAAAGUGUUUAUACACGAUAUAUCCAAGCUGUCAAAAAAUUUAUGCCUUUUUAUCAAAAACAAAUUUGGAUUUAUGUUUCUUUAUAUUCUACUCGUUUUAAUUCAACACAAGCAACAACUUCUUCCUCUCUCAAUUUGCCUAUGGAGGAAGACAAUGUCGAGCAUAAUAACCGUAAUCGUUUAAUAGUAAAAGGAACUACUGUUGGGCGUAAGCGUGGUGGUUCAAAAGCAAAAUCCCAGACUCCAGCUUGA
Molecule: messenger RNA, 2001 nt
Organism: Meloidogyne enterolobii
Lineage: Eukaryota; Metazoa; Nematoda; Chromadorea; Rhabditida; Meloidogynidae
Source: the annotation of a GenBank genome assembly